GAAACGUUCGUCUUUCACAGGUGAAAAAACCCUGGAGUUGACCGUUACUGUACAGAGGGCGGGGACACGCAAUUGCUCCAGACUAUUCAAGCCCACCGAACAACGACGUCGUUGAAGCGUCAAAUAGCUCUGCCUCUGUCGUCUCUCCCCGCCCUGGGUUAAAAUUGUGCCUGCUGUGCCCUGGCUCAGAACCCUAACGAGUAACAACCAGAUCAGCCAAAGAGCGCAGGGCAGGGGUCCCACCACUGUAAUUCAUCUCAGCGAAGUCGAUCUUUCCGCUUCUCCAGAUCUCUUAAAAUUGCAAACCCCUAGUUUUGAUCCAUUGCAGCAUUUGAGCAUACCUUCAGGUUCGCGUCCGCAGCUGAUAAUUUGCAGUCCAUUUGUUCUUACCGUUAAUUAUUUUCAGUUUCUGCGAGAGUUUGUUCAAAGUGUCUCCUGAUCGAGAGAUCGAAAUCCGGAAACGAGGCGCAUUUGGGAGUUGUGGUAAAUUGAGCAGUCGGGUUCAAUGCAACACAUUCCGGCUACAAUUGAGGAACAGUUGAUUUUGAAAGCAAUCAAGGAAGAAUGUCCUUGGGAGAGCCUUCCGAAACGACUUCAAGCAACUCUUUCUUCUAAAGAAGAAUGGCACAGAAGGAUAAUUGAACAUUGCAUAAAGAAAAGACUGCAAUGGAACUCAUGCUUUGCUCGUAAAGUAUGCAAAGAAGGUGAAUAUUAUGAAGACAUGAUGCGUUAUUUGCGAAAGAAUCUAGCGCUGUUCCCCUAUCAUCUUGCAGAGUAUGUUUGCCGUGUAAUGAGGGUGUCACCUUUCAGAUAUUACUGUGAUAUGCUAUUUGAGGUUAUGAAAAAUGAACAACCUUAUGAUAGCAUCCCGAAUUUCAGUGCUGCAGAUGCCUUGCGGCUUACAGGAAUAGGUAGAAAUGAAUUUAUUGAUAUCAUGAACAAGUGCAGAUCUAAGAAAAUAAUGUGGAAGCUGAACAAGUCAAUUGCAAAAGAACUAUUACCUACACAACCUGUUGACUUUGCUAUUGAACCUUGGUGGGGAGUUUGUCUUGUCAACUUUACACUAGAAGAAUUUAAGAAACUCUCAGAGGAAGAAAUGGCUACAAUUGACAAAGUCUGUAAGGAGGAAGCAAAUUUGUUUAUCCUAUUUGAUCCUGACAUUGUGAAGGGUCUUCACCAACGGGGGUUGAUCUACUUUGAUGUCCCUGUCUAUCCUGAUGACCGUUUUAAAGUUUCCAGGCUUGAGGGAUUUGUUUCCAACAGGGAGCAGUCAUAUGAAGAUCCUAUUGAGGAGUUACUGUAUGCAGUUUUCGUUGUCUCGAGCGAGAAUGCUACUGUUGCUGAGUUGGCUGCAACAUUACAGGCCGAUCUUUCUCAGUUGCAGGCUGCUGCAUCUUUUGCUUGCAGAUUGGGAUGGGCACAGAAAAUAAUUGAUCCAGCAUCUGUUCUUCAAGAUUCAAGUACAUCUGGCUCUCUUAAUAUAGCUCUCAGUGAUGAAGAAGAUGGUUCUCGUGCUGGCAUAGGCUUAGCAGAUAUGUCCACUGACGGAAGCUCUAAUCAACAAAGAGAUGUUUCCGUGACUGAAAACAAUGGCCUAUAUUCUGGUCAUGCGCGUGUUGCUUUUGUUGUUGAUGCUAAUAUAACAUCCUAUCUUAUGAUGGGUUCUGUUUCACCAGGCUUGAAAUUUCACGCUGUCACAUUAUAUGAGGCAGGAAAACUGGGUCAUGCUAGCAUUGCGGAUCUUUGCAAGGAUCUCAGUACAUUAGAAGGAACAAAAUUUGAGGGAGAACUACAGGAAUUUGCAAAUCAUGCAUUUAGCCUCCGAUGUGUUCUGGAAUGUCUGCUGUCAGGUGGAGUUGCUUCUGAUGUGAAAGCAGUGGAAAUUGGCCGUAAGGUGGGGGCCAUGUUGUUUCCAAGCAAUGAUGAGGUUACUUCUCUGACAUCUGACCCCACUUUGGCCAAGAAAUCAGGGCACUUGGGUACUUCUGCAGGUGCUGGUGACAAAACUGUGCCUGACAAAUCAGGGCAUUUGGGUACAAAUGAAACUGGGCUAAACAGUCAUGAUUCCAUGCAUUCUGGAGUGCCUCAGGAGGAUUCUGUUUAUUCUGAUUCUGUUUCUUUAAGUACAGGUGACACCACUGUGGUUGACGAAUCAGAGCAUUUGGCUACAAAUGAAUCUGAGCUAAAUAGUCAUGAUUCCAUGCAUUCUGGAGUGCCUCAGGAGGGUCUCGUAUUUUCUGAUUCUGUUUCUGUAGGUUCAGGGGAUGAGAUACUUUCUGCUACUUUAUCAGAAGACAGCAAGAACAUUACAUCUGAACCCAAGUUGCAGAAUGAUGAGAAAUCGGUGCUAGCCGAAGGGUUAGAUACUGGAAGAGGAGACUUAAAAAAGAAAAAGAAAUAUCGUGUGGAUAUUCUCCGCUGUGAAAGCUUGGCUGCUCUCGCACCAGCAACAUUAGAUCGGUUGUUUCUUCGCGACUAUGACAUUGUUGUAUCCAUGGUUCCUCUUCCUCAUUCAUCAGUGCUACCUGGGGCUACAGGUCCUAUUCAUUUUGGUCCACCCUCUUAUUCAUCUAUGACACCUUGGAUGAAAUUGGUAUUGUACUCGGCCGUGGCCAGUGGGCCUCUGUCUGUUGUUCUGAUGAAAGGACAAUGUUUACGAUUACUUCCUGCACCAUUGGCUGGUUGUGAGAAAGCCCUUAUAUGGUCUUGGGAUGGUUCUACAAUUGGGGGGUUGGGAGGGAAGUUUGAAGGGAACUUAGUAAAUGGAAGCAUACUUUUACAUUGUUUAAAUUCAGUUCUCAAAUAUUCUGCCGUGCUGGUGCAGCCUCUCAGCAGGUCUGACCUUAAUGAAUCAGGAAAAACAAUUAGUUUGGACAUUCCAUUGCCAUUGAAGAACUCUGAUGGUUCAAUUGCUCAUAUAGGGGAGGAGUUGGGGCUAUGCACAGAGGAAAGUUUGAAGUUAAAUGUGUUGUUGAUCAACUUGGCGAGCAAGAUAGACUUGCAGACAGUUGGUUAUUUACGCCUAUUAAAACUUUUCAAAGAAGGGGAAUCAGAGCACUUUUCACCUGAUGAUGAGAAGUAUGAAUGGGUUCCAUUAAGUUUGGAGUUUGGAAUCCCACUUUUUAGUCCAAAGUUGUGCAAAAGUAUAUGUAAAAGGGUGGUCUCUUCGCAACUACUUCAGACUGAUUUGCUUAUGGAACAUCAUGAUGCAAUGCAAGGUUUAAGGAAAAGGUUGCGUGAUGUUUGUGCAGAGUACCAGACAACAGGCCCUACUGCAAAACUUCUUUAUCAGAGAGACCAUCCAAAAGAAUCUUCUCGACAACUUAUGAACUAUGCAAGUGGAAGGUGGAAUCCUUUUUUGGACCCUUCUUCACCAAUUUCUGGGGCUUUGAGCGAGCAUCAGAGACUAAAACUUGCCAAUCGACAACGUUGCCGGACUGAAGUUCUGAGCUUUGAUGGUAGCAUUCUUAGAUCAUAUGCUCUAACUCCUGUGUAUGAAGCUGCCACUAGACCGAUUGAAGAAUCCCUGUCUGCAAAUACGAUGAAGAUUGAACCAGAUGAUGCUGAUAGCAGAGAAGUUAACCUUCCUGGUGUAAAUCUACUUUUUGAUGGAUCUGAGUUACAUGCAUUCGACAUUGGUGCUUGUCUACAGGCUCGUCAACCAGUCUCCUUAAUAGCAGAUGCCUCAGCUGCCUCUGCUGCCUCUGCAAUUAAAUAGGGCUUAGAUUAUGAUUUUGCAUGUGUGCUGUGAACAGAAGAAUUUGGCCCUGAUACUUGCAAGAAUGAUCAAAUGCUUUGUGCCACUUUUGCCUGCUGCUUUUGUUGGUUCUCUCAUCCCUGAUUGAUCAUUGUGCACGAGCCGAGGCAAUAUUUUAGGUAAAAAUAAAAAAUUCCCUUCUGAUUGCCUUGUGCAAUUUCGUGACAUUAUUCCCCUACGAAGAAAUUUUUUUUUUGUCUCUUCUGCCAUUUAUCAUUAGCUUAGUGUUUUUGUCACACAAAGAUGCCCCAAUCCUCGAGUAUUAUUAUUUAUUGCUGAGUGUACAGUUGUUUUAUUGCACCCAAACUAUCAAUUCUCGAAUCAUGUUUUAAUGUUGCUGAUGUAAUUUCUGUUUAUCCAUCUGUACUGUCCAAACACAAAUGUCAAACAAAACAAGCAAGCAAGCAAAUAAACAAAAGGUUCCGUUU
Malania oleifera is the source of this 4185-nucleotide messenger RNA. RefSeq lists its product as uncharacterized. The transcript has 11 exons. The record is from RefSeq and is a predicted model, not a curated record. The coding region runs from base 506 to 3718 and encodes 1070 amino acids. Lineage: Eukaryota; Viridiplantae; Streptophyta; Magnoliopsida; Santalales; Ximeniaceae.